Molecule: messenger RNA, 1047 nt
Organism: Laetiporus sulphureus 93-53
Lineage: Eukaryota; Fungi; Basidiomycota; Agaricomycetes; Polyporales; Laetiporaceae
Exons: 4
Coding region: 1-1047 (348 amino acids)
Source: RefSeq, a predicted model, not a curated record
AUGUCUGAAAGGCACAAAACUGGCCAGAAAUCACCGAACACUGGGGAGAUCCAGCCUGGGGACGACGAGUUCACGCCCGAGGACCAUGACAUCAACCCCUCCUCUUCGGCGCUACCCACAUUUUUACCCAGUGACGUCAUUCCACCUCCCCCGCGGCGUCCACGGAUCCCCUGCAUGGUUCUCCCCUCUGAUUGCCGGACGUGGACUGCUUCUCGUGCCACUGCACCACCUCUGGAGAUCUCUAACACCAUCGAGCAUGCCCCAGGUGGUGACACCACUAAUGCGCUCUCUCCCAGCCCUGUGCUGCACUGUCACCAAUGUCCAGUCAGCCUCCCAGACGCACGCCCACCCAAGUGCCCUUGGCGCACGACCGUCGCUGCCUCUCGAAAAGGAAAGUCACGGGCUCCCCCUGCCAGGCACUCUUCCCUCACAGAGACCGAGCAUCUCUCGAGGCACUCCUCCCCACCACCCACAGCUCCCUCAUCUCCUUCGUCACCUGGUCUCGGUGAUGCAGAGGCGAUUUUGGCCCGAACACAGGGAGACACUACCGAUACCCUCGAUGGUGACAUUCAUGCACGGUUGGCCUCCUUGCCCACAUCUGCAUGCGAUGUAUAUCAACAGUACCUUCGCAUGCUAAACGAGGCAUUUUUGGCACAGGCUAACACUCAGCGGUGGCCUCCCACCCUGCCCGAGCCCUCCUCAUUGGCUCCAUCCUUCGCCUUGCGAUCUUCUGGACUCUCGACCGCCACACCCUCUGGCCCAUGCAAGCCAUCGUCGCAUGACUUUCCUGCCAUCCCAAUGGAGCUUGAUCCUGACUGCCUUAUGGAUCCUCCCGCUGUCAUCCAAGUCAUUCGCUCUGGACUAAAGACAUACAUCCCUCUCACUGCCCUGACGAAUGAUGCCUGUCGCAAUGUUCAUAGGCUGGCACAUCGCCAAAAGGAGACUCUGAAAGUCGAAAAUGGGUCUGUCACUGUGUCGUUACUGGUCCUUGAUGCAUCCCGUGAACCAUUCCUUUCCACUGCCGAGUUCCAGCAGGCGUACCCAUGA